This is a messenger RNA of Amyelois transitella, 801 nucleotides long. RefSeq lists its product as uncharacterized. The record is from RefSeq and is a predicted model, not a curated record. Lineage: Eukaryota; Metazoa; Arthropoda; Insecta; Lepidoptera; Pyralidae. The transcript has a single exon. The coding region runs from base 64 to 801 and encodes 245 amino acids.
AAUGUUUGGCGAUGUCCUACAUGCAAGUCUGGCUCGUCACCUUCGCUUACUUCAACCUCCCCUAUGCCUACGCAGUUAGACAGAAUCCAGGAACAGCUUAAUCAGAUUGCUUUCCAACUUGUACCUUUGAAAACUCUUAUAGAAGACGUGAAAAUUAUAAAAACGGAAGUUUCCGAUUUGAAAGCAUCUAUUGAAAUGGCGCACGAUACUAUGGAAAACCUCACGAAGACAGUCGCGGACUUGGAUGCCAGAGUAUCACACGUUGAAAGGAUAGCUGACUUGGUUCCUGCCUUACAGGAUGAGAUUAUCAAAUUAAAUCAGGAUAUUGAGGAUAGGGACCAGUGGGCACGUGCCAAUAAUGUGGAGAUUCGUGGGAUUCCUCUAAAAAAGAAUGAAAACCUCUACGAGUUUGCUCAGAGAAUCGGUGAAUUAUGCGACUACCCUGUUAGGAGGGAGGAUAUAAACUAUAUAGCAAGAAUACCAACUAGAAUUGCAGGUGCGGAGAAAUCAAUUGUAAUUGCUUUCAAUAAUCGGUACAUCAAAGAGAAUCUGGUGGCAUCUGCACGAAAAUGUAAACAGCUGACGCUUUCCAACCUGGGCUUUGCUGCGUCGGGGCCGGUUUAUGUUAAUGAUCAUCUCACUUUGAAGAACAAAACCCUAUUAAACAAAGCAAGAACACUAGCCCGUGAAAAGGAUUUUCGCUACAUCUGGGUGAAGCACUCGAAAAUAAUGGCCCGGAAGUCAGAUACAUCGCCUAUUUUCCUUAUAAAGAACGAAAAAGAUCUAACGAAAAUAAUAUAA